Molecule: messenger RNA, 1382 nt
Organism: Orycteropus afer afer
Lineage: Eukaryota; Metazoa; Chordata; Mammalia; Tubulidentata; Orycteropodidae
Source: RefSeq, a predicted model, not a curated record
AUGCGGUCCCUGGACAGCGCCGGGGCCGCCGAACUGCAGGAGCCAGGGCUGUCGCAGCUGCCGCCGGACGACGCGCCCCCGGACGCGAGCGAGGAGCCGGCGGCCGCGGAGGUAGCGGGGACACCAGGGAAAUGUUAUCUGUACCUGAUCAUCUCAUUCUGUUCUAAAGUAGAGAAAGCCAAGAAGAAAGCACCCUGUCCUGGACUUGGCUUGUUUUACACAUUACUAUCUGCCUUCUUUUUCUCAGUGGGCUCUUUGUUUGUUAAAAAAGUACAAGACAUCCAUGCUGUAGAAAUCAGUGCGUUUCGAUGCAUAUUCCAAAUGCUAGUCAUUAUCCCUUGCUUAAUAUACAGAAAAACUGGGUUUAUAGGUCCAAAAGAUCAGCGGAUUUUCCUCAUUCUCAGAGGACUCCUUGGUUCUACUGCCAUGAUCCUUAUAUAUUAUGCUUUCCAGGCAACAUCCCUCGCAGAUGCCACGGUCAUCACAUUCAGCAGUCCAGUGUUUACAUCUAUAUUUGCUUGUAUAUUUCUCAAAGAAAAAUACAGCCUUUGGGAUGCUCUCUUCACCCUAUUUGCAAUCACUGGAGUGAUCUUUAUUGUGCGACCACCAUUUUUGUUUGGUUCCAACACUGAGAGGAUGGGAGAAAGCUAUUCAGUCCAUCUUAAGGGAACAUUCGCGGCAAUUGGACAUGCCGUGUUAGCUGCAUUGACAUUAGUUAUCCUAAGAAAGAUGGGAAAAUCUGUGGACUACUUUUUGACCAUUUGGUAUUACGUAAUACUUGGCCUCGUGGAGUGUGUCAUCAUCCUAUUUAUAUUAGGAGAAUGGAGUCUGCCUUACUGUGGAUUGGACAGGCUAUUUCUCAUACUCAUUGGACUGUUUGGUUUAGGAGGUCAAGUAUUUCUCACAAAAGCCCUUCAGAUUGAAAAAGCAGGGCUAGUAGCAAUAAUGAAGGCUAUGGAUGUAGUCUUUGCUUUUAUCUUUCAGAUUAUUUUCUUUAAUGAUAUGCCAACAUGGUGGACAGUGGGUGGUGCUCUCUGCGUAGUAGCCAGUAGUACUGGAGCAGCCAUUCGUAAGUGGUGCCAGGGUUCCAAAUGAAAGAUAAAUUGCUGAAAUACAUUUUUUUCAAGCACACCAUCAUCCAGUUCAAAUCACACACACUUGCAAAAUCUGCAUUUACUUCAUUGAUUAUAUUUAAUAAAUUUUAUAAUUAAAGUACCAUUUUUGAAUAUGGUAUGUUUUUAAUUAGUUAAGAAUAGCUAGUCUGUCUGGUCUAACUUUUUUUUUUUUGUAGUUUUUGUUUUGGUGUGUAUUUUGAUGAGGUGGCAAUGAUCAGAGGAGAACUCACUAUUUGAGGAAAAAACUGCACAAAUAUUUUAUGACUA